AUGCCGCUGGGGGACCCACCCGCAUGGAGAAUGCCAAGAUCGUCAUCAUCCAGUUCUAGAUUUUGCCACCUAAAAUCGGCAUCGAAUAGAGCAUUGUGGAACAUAUUUCCUGCCACAAGUCACAUUGAUCUUUUUGGACAUGUUGAAUGUGUACAGAUUGAUGAAAAUGUCAAAAGAGAAAUAAUUAAUCAUAGGUCUCUAAGACAUCCUAACAUUAUCAAGUUUAAGGAGGUCAUUUUAACACCUACUCAUCUGGCCAUAGUAAUGGAAUAUGCAUCUGGUGGAGAACUAUUUGAGAAAAUCUGCAAUGCAGGACAUUUUAAUGAGGGUGAGGCUCGUUUCUUUUUUCAACAACUCAUAUCGGGGGUCAGCUAUUGUCAUGCAAUGGAAGUGUGUCACCGGGACCUGAAGUUGGAAAACACUUUGUUGGAUGGAAGCUUGACACUUCAUUUGAAUAUAUGUGAUUUUGGAUACUCCAAGGUAAGUUACACUAAUGAAGCACCUACAGAUAAGUGUGCAUUCUUGAGUCUCAACCAUGUGAUGAAAUUGGAUUGCACUAUUGCAGAUGUCUGGUCAUGUGGAGUAACCUUGUUUGUGAUGCUAGUGGGAUCAUAUCCUUUUGAAGAUCCUAAUGAUCCAAAGGAUUUCCGAAAGACAAUUCAGUUGGAAAAAAACUUGCCACGUGGUAGCUUGGGGUGAGAGAGAAAGGGGACAAUAGUCCUUUUCUAUGCAGCAAAAUCCUUAUCUCCACUACUUGUACAAAGGCAGCUUGGUAAGGAAUAUAUUCCUUGUGUGUCUUCUUGGUACGCACUUGCAAUUUAAAUAUUAGGCAUUUUAAAUAACAAGAGAGAAAUACAAAUAAUUUAGAGUUUCUACAA
Messenger RNA from Glycine soja, 878 nucleotides. RefSeq names its product serine/threonine-protein kinase SAPK10-like. The record is from RefSeq and is a predicted model, not a curated record. Bases 1 to 699 code for a protein of 232 amino acids. NCBI's taxonomy places the organism in Eukaryota, Viridiplantae, Streptophyta, Magnoliopsida, Fabales, Fabaceae. Gene Ontology annotation, molecular function: ATP binding; protein serine/threonine kinase activity. The transcript is spliced from 9 exons. Gene Ontology annotation, biological process: intracellular signal transduction; protein phosphorylation. Gene Ontology annotation, cellular component: nucleus.